Cotesia glomerata is the source of this 699-nucleotide messenger RNA. RefSeq lists its product as uncharacterized. The transcript is spliced from 3 exons. Lineage: Eukaryota; Metazoa; Arthropoda; Insecta; Hymenoptera; Braconidae. The coding region runs from base 127 to 678 and encodes 183 amino acids. The record is from RefSeq and is a predicted model, not a curated record.
GUUAAGGAUGACUGUAUUAAUAGCAACUGGCCAAAAGUAGCCAAAUCUAUCCGAAAAUAUUACAGUGUAAUUGAGCAACUUGUACCAACCGCGACAGCUAAAAAGUUGCUUGGCUUACAUUCAAAUAUGUCUGAAGAUAAGGAUGAAAUUAUUCUUCUUUUAUUAUUAACUUGCAUACUUGAUAAUACAUCAGCAAAUUCCGCUACUGUAAAAAAAGUUGGUAAAAAAAGAAAAAAUCUGUGUGGUGAAUCUCCUUCUCAAAAGGUAACUAAAGAUAGUAAGGAUUUAUCGCAAGUUGACCUAACAAAUGACUUUUUGUCAAUCGUUAAGAUUGAAACGCAAGUUCAAGAAAUUAUAGACAAGAAAAAGAGUACAGCAUUAGCGGAAAAGAAGACAGUACAACCGUACAUGUUAUUUGUUGGGACACCUGAAAAGUGUACUAGUUUUUACGUCGUCGUUGAUAAUUAUAAAUAUAAAGUUGUUGAUGCGUUCACAGCUUUAAAACUAAAUUUCCAAAUUUUCUUUGUUUGGAAUUUACAGUUUCCUAAGUCGCGUAACAACACUUGGGUAUUUAUUCAAAAAUCAAUAUUUGAGAUUUCGACAGUUGGGAAUAAAUAUCCGGCUAAAGUUAAUAAAAUGUUUACUCAUGUGAAGCGCACCGUUGAGGAUAAAAAUUGAUCAUCGCUGAUAAUAUUUACU